Messenger RNA from Neolamprologus brichardi, 8893 nucleotides. Lineage: Eukaryota; Metazoa; Chordata; Actinopteri; Cichliformes; Cichlidae. The record is from RefSeq and is a predicted model, not a curated record.
CCUGUGCCGGUGCGGGUUCAAAUAACGGUCCGUGUGUGAGAAGAAGCGCUUUGACUUGCAGGUCGGGUCAGAUGAUGCUGGGAGGGGCCGGUUGGACUGGUACCGGGACCGGACGCGCUGUGAAUGUGACGGGUUCGGACAGCACCGACACCACCGGGCGGUGGAGGCUGAUUGCUGCUGUUUCCGAGGAGGAGAAGAGGAGGAGGUGUGAUUCUGCGGGGACUCUCCGCCUCCUUCUUCCCCACGUAGGGAGCGCGCUGCGCGGCUUGGAGAGGCGUGACGCACCCGAACCGCAUCUCCAGGAUGGCAGGUCCUCCUGAGGGGCCUUCGGCUCUUUGUAGCGGGACCGCACCGCCGGUCCUUUGAGGACGAUGGACGCUGUGACCUCGCCAGGCCCCAGCUCCAGCACCAGGACCAGGAUGGAACGCAGAACCUCGGCCUGCAGACAAACCCUAGGUGUGGUCCUGCUGGUGGCUGGCACAUUGGUUUCCAUGGUGACCUCAAGCUCACCUGCUGCAGUUGUGCUGGAAUUCAACAGAACGACUGAUUCUUCGUCACAUCCGUCAUCACCACCAUCACCAUCAUCAUCCUCCACCUCUUCUAGACCCUCACCUCCCAGCCACCCCUCAGACUCUGGAUACCACAGUAACGGUGGUGGUGCAGGCUCAGCAGAGGACCCAGACUCUGGUGCUCAGGGGAUCCACCUCCUCCUGAGACCUCCAGACCUCCUGUCCCCCAGUCUACCUCCACCACUCCCCCCACAUAGCCAGCCCACCCUCACUCCUCCUCCCCCCUGGGAACAGGGGCCCUCGCUGGAAGAGGCCUGGGGAUCUGGGGACUACCUGGAGACUCUGUCCUUCAUGGUACCUGAAGGUGACGAGAUGGCUCUCGCCACGCCACUGCCCAGCCACCCCUAUGAUGGGGACAAUGGGGGGGACUGGGUCUCUUAUGACACCUCCUUUCCUGCUCGCCCCACCCUCUCACUGUCAUCCAAACUUCCCCUCUCCCCCUCCUCCUCAACCCCCAACAUUCCCCUUCACACUCAGCCGGCCCAUCCGGAUGUCUUCCCCACCUGGGAUGAGGACUAUGACUUGGAGGACAUGAUCCCACUGGAGCCGACGGAAUUGCUGCUGCCCGACAUGAACAGCCUGGAGUACUACACAAACCUGUUGGCUCGGGAGAGGGAGAAGGAGAAGGAGAAGGAGAAGGAGAAGGAGAAGGAAAAGGUAAAUGAGAACGACUCCAAACCUGUCCUUACACCUACAGCAACACACACCCACCAUCCACCUUCUACCCCAUCCUCGAGCCCCAUUGCUCCUGUAGGAUUGGAGCCUAAGCAUCCCCCAAGACAGCCCACACCUCCCCUCACCCUUACACCUAUCCUCACAGGUGAGGAGAAGACACCUGCUCCAUCAGCCACCCCCAAGAUCCCUUCCACCCCUACUGCUCUUGUUCCAAAACACAAAGACUAUGUCUCGGUCCCAAGCAGGCACCCUUCCCGAUCCCCGUCCAACACCACCAGCUGGGUGCCUCCCCCUCCGCCGCUGGGACCCCCCACCCGCCCUGAGAGGCCAGAGAGGCCCACAGUGGUCACUGAGAUGCCAGAAAAGGCUCCUCCCACCAAGGCUGCAACCACUACUAAGGCUACCACGACAACAACCACCGCCAUCAUCACCACCACCCAAAUCACAGCCAUCAGCCUGACCAGAGCCCCUCCAGUCACCACACCCAGAGUGGCCCAGACACCACCCACCAGACAAUACCUGUGCAAUGUCACCAAGCCAGAAAUGUACCUGGUCAGAGUAGUUAGCUCCAAAGGCUCGUCUGCUGGUUUCAGUCAGGUCCGAGAUCUUCUGAAAAAAGACUUCAACCGCUCAGUGGAGCUGCAGUUCCUAAGAACUCCAUCCAGUUUUGCCUUUCGCGUUGUGUCGGGACCGCUGAUCUUCACUGCCAUGUCCGUCAUCAAUGCCCUCCGCCGACCGCCGCCACGCUUCGGCCCCAUUCCCACAGUUUCACCACUGUACACCAUACCUGACCUCAGGUAUCAGAUCCACUCUGUGCUGCAGUUUGUUCCCACUCAUGUUGACAUCCGAGUCUGCAACUUCAGUGAACGGGUGGAGAGAGGGCUCACCAUGGCGUACGCAGAGACACGGAAGAGAUUGCAUGAGGGAGGGAACGCCACUGUACAGUUGCUGAACAUCACCAUAAGCGUGGCCCGGCCUGCGGUGGAGCAGAAGGUUCCCGUCGACAUCAUGUUUGCGGUGCGGGAUGGCCGGGGCUACCUGACGGGGUCAGAGGUCAGUGAACACCUGAGGAAGCUCAGCCUGGUGGAGUUCAGCUUCUACGUGGGAUUUCCUGCGCUGCAGAUCGCUGAACCCUUUCACUACCCUGAGCUCAACACUUCACACCACCUGCGCUCCACCUGGGUCCGUACAGUCCUGCUGGGAGUUCAGGAGCAGCUGGUGGCCGAGAGAAGCUUUAAGGCUCGUCUGGAGAGACGUCUGGCUCUGCUGUUGGAGGAGGGACUGCAGGAAACCAGUAGGAGGCGCUGGAAGAGAGCCACAGCAGUGGGCAACAACAGUCUACAGGUGGUGCGGGUCUCCAGGCUGUCAGGGGCAGAGCGCCCUCUGGAGGUCUUUUAUUUUGUGGAGGGUCCUGGUGGAGAGAGGGUCCCUGCUGAGGUGACCGCCGCCACUCUGAACCGUGUGGACCUUCAAAGGGCCGCCAUUGUCCUUGGACACCGUGUGCAGAGACCGCUGGCCCAACCUGUGGAGACGAUCUCUGUCCCUCCAGCUGAGACUCAGAGCAGCAGCAUCUGGCUGAUUGUCGGUGUUGUUGUCCCAGUCGUACUGGCCGUCUUCAUCAUCAUCAUUCUGUACUGGAAGCUCUGCGGUUCCGAGAAGCUUGAGUUCCAGCCGGACGCCAUUAACACCAUCCAGCAGAGGCAAAAGCUUCAGGCUCCCAGCGUUAAAGGCUUCGACUUUGCAAAGCUUCACCUGGGUCAGCACAGUAAGGAUGACAUCAUGGUGAUCCAGGAGUCCGGUCCACUUCCUGUACCAGUAAAGGAAGCCACGCCCUCUGAUGGCGGAGACCUCAACACCCCCAAAUCCAAAGGAUCAUCCACCAAGGUGUCGCGGCCGAGCCGCCGCAGGGGGAGGCUCAGCCCAUCAGACGGCGACUCGUUAGGAAGCGACCAAUCGAGCGGCAGGGAGUCAGCAGAAGAAAGCACCCGACCUGUGGCCACACCCAGCGAGGGGAAACAGCACAGGAAGACACCCAAAAAUGGGAGGAGCAAAAUGGGUGCUCCAUCAGGCAGCGGCCCGGACGAACUUCUGUCCUCGUCCUCCAUCUUUGACCAUGUGGACCGCCUGUCCCGCGGGUCGUCUGACGGCACCCGUCGUCAGGCCAACAAGGUGCAGCUCAUCGCUAUGCAGCCACGUCCGAGCCCACCGCAGCCACACGCCCCAUCACAGCCAAGCCCCUCCCUCACUGAAAAGGUCAACACAGAGGUGGCGCUGCGGCACAAGUCAGAGAUCGAGCAUCACCGGAACAAACUGCGACAGCGUGCUAAGAGGCGGGGCCAGUGCGAGUUUCCCUCCAUGGAUGACAUCAUGGACGCAUUUGGAGAUGGUCCGGUUCAGAGUGAGGCGGCACAGCGACUCUACAGCUCUGCCCACGACCACAUGGACUGCAUCCUGCAGGCCGAUGCUGCCUCACCCCCAACUCCCACCGACUCCAGAAAAAGAGGGAGGCGCUCUCCUAGGAGUCGGCGGGCUCAGCCAGGACCUGGAAGUCUUCCUGACACAGACAGAGACCGGCUGCUCACCGAUCAGAGCGCCACCUACAGGAAAUACCCCGGACUCAACAACGUGGCCUACAUGUCGGACCCCGACCUGCCCCCGGACCACGGCAGCCCCUCCCCCACUGACGAGGUCUUUGACCCUGCCCCGGCCCCGCCCCCCUACAUGCCCCCCCAGCCCUCCAUUGAAGAGGCCCGGCAGCAGAUGCACUCUCUUCUGGAUGACGCCUUCGCCCUGGUGUCGCCGUCCUCGCAGGGCAGCGCCGGGGUAAGCUCUGCCCUGCCCAGCCCCUCCCCUCAGAGCUGGCCCCCAAACCAGCAGUGGGGCUCUUACCCAGCAGCCCCCCCUCACAGCCCCUUCUCUGCAAGAUAUGCAGAGCUGGGGAUGUCCCCCACCUCAGUCCAGGGCCUCCUGCAGAGGCAGGGGCUGAGCUCAGGAGGGUAUGUGUCUACUGGAGAUCAGCUGCAGGAGUCCAUUUACUCCAACAGGGGGCAGUAUGAGGACCCACCCUCCUCCUCUAGACCUCGACCUGUAGGAGGGAGCACAGGUGCACAGCUCCAUCACCUAACCCAGGUGGGUCUGUCCAGUCAGAUUGGUGCAUACCCUGGGGUGGGUCGCAGCAUGUCGGGCCCCACUGGCUCUAGCUGGAAUCAGCAGCACUCAGACCAGGACCUUUCCAGGCCGGGAGCCAGCAGAGAGAGCGUGAUGUCCUUUCCUGAGUUCUCCUCUUCAUCUGUUUUCCAGAUGCCCAGCUCCUCAUUGCGGGACCCGUCAGCUCCACCUCUCCUCCUUACCUCACCUACUCCAGAAUAUCCGCCUGAGGAUGCAUCACCAUCCGCCCACACCUCCGCCUCUCUUAUAAAGGCCAUCAGGGAGGAGCUGCGACGUCUCGCACAGAAACAGGCGGCAGUGACCAGCUACCCGUAAACUGGUUUGGACCUCUUUGGAUCAGGACUCAGCUGGUUUUGAAAGUUUUAAACCACAUAGAACCUGAAAGGUCAAAGGGAAACCAUGAAACUAACCAAUUUACACUCUGGGCUCUGUUGAGCUAGUGUACAUCUGUGCCGGUAAACCCAAAACAAGUCUGGACCACAAUCCAUGUCUGAAAACUUGGACGUCUCUCCUGGAGACCUCCGGUACUUUACAGGGUCCUGAACUGUCUGUCCGUCACUCUCAGCUCUGUUUCAUUAGACAUGAGUUUGACUUGUAUUUUCCACUGAAGUGCUUCCUAAAGAGCAUCAUUAAUGAUCAUCCUUCCUGAACCUCUUGAUUCAGUCGUUACUUUUUAGACCUCUGGAGCAGCAAUUCAUUCCUGAACUUGUGGAGUAGAUGGUCCUUGAUGGUCUUCAACCCGAUUGGCCUCUUGGUCUUCUGGAGUUUAGUCAUUGGAGAGUUCAUUCUGGCCUCCUGGAGUUCUUGAGGGUUUUGGUCCAGCCUAAUAUUGGGGGACAGUUGGAGCAGCUGCUUUUAUUAAACCCAGUUCUAACUGCAAGAUCAGUAUUUGAGACCAGUCUAGAGUGAACUUUAUGUUGACUGCACCAGCCAGCCUUAACUACGCCCGGUGGUAGCAAGCUCGUUUACUCGAACAUGCACAUGGCGAUGGGUGUUGUGUAACAGCAAGCAUUCUUGCUAACUGUUUACUUUUGGUGUUUUAGUGGUUAACACAUUUACUUGGGAAACAAAAGGUCACUGGUUUAAUUCUAGUUACUUGAGGAAGGGCCUUCAUUGUAAACCUCUACCACAUCAAACUUGUACAGCUGUUGUGACCCCCUGUGGUAAGAGAGCAGCUAAAAACAGCUUUUUUUAAAAUUUAGAUGAAAGUAAAUUAAAAAAAAAAUACUACAAAUAAGAAAAUUGAAACAUCAUUAGUUAUCUCAAAGACACACUGAUCGCCAAGCAGUCUAACGUGAUAGAACAUGAGAAGCAUGGCAUUAGGACCUAAAUAAGUCAUUUUAUUGACCGGGCAUAGACAGAAGACCUCCUGGGUAAAACAAGGAUAUGGUCAUGUAAUUGUUGAUGCUCAUGAAGCACAAGUGUGAUAAAGUGCAGCACCACUAAAUGCUCGGUCAUGAAGCAACUCAAACUUUAAGGCUUUCCAGUCAGUUCAAACAGAUGAAGAGAGUCAACUCCUCGUCGUUGUAUCUGUAACAGUCUGUCUAGCUUGCUUGUUGUAAAAUUAAUUUAUUGCUCAUAGAAAAAAAUGCACAGUGGCUCCGUGCCUCAGAGGGUCCUGGUUUUGAGCUUGGGUCGGACCUGCUAUGCAGUGGUUGUAUGUUUUUGUUGUGCUGGUGAAGUUUUCUCUGGGAGCUCGGGUUUUCUCAGUGUUGAUGAAUGUACUAGGUCAGGUAGCUUAUCUUGUUUCAAAUCAGUCUGCUAAAAGAGUGUAUAGUUCUCAACAAUUUCAUUUUCUGGUUUGAAGAACAGGCCAAGAUUUGCAAGAAGACUUAAGGCUGAAUGGUGCAACUACCAAUACUUCUCAGGCCUGACUUAGAACAUCAGGUUAUGAAUACCUUCUUAAGUUAGUGCAACCAACCUUUGGAGAAGAACUGCCCGUCUAGUCUUUCAGAACUUCAUGAUCGUUCCUGGAGUUCUAGAGUGAAUGGAUCUCCAGGGAAUCUAUCUGUUGGAACCUCUGCGAAGUGCUGUCCUUAAUGGCCUUCUGGUGGUUCAUCCUAUUGGGGUAGAUGGUUAUUCUUGACCUUUUGAGUGGAUAUUUCCCUCUGGACCAAUUCCUCCUAAAGUUCUGAAGUGGAUUGAUUCUCUGGACCUUCUGUGGUGCUAACUGUCAGCCUCAUACCAUCUUGUCAUUAACCACUAAUUGCCUUCCACACUCCCAUCAGCCACGGUGGUCUGGUGUCUGUUCAUAAACCAUAUCAAUGAGGUCUUUGCACUGUCGACAGCUGGAGGUGCCGCACAGUUCCUGCUGCACGAGGAUGCAAAAUAAGAAAAAUAAUAUUUAUAGCUAUCUAUAAGAAUGAAUAAAUAUAUGUAAAGAGAUAGAAUCCCAAUGAGCACAAUAUUAAUGUAAGAGUUAUUACUGGAGUAUUGAGAUGUUACUUAUUUUUUAUUGCUUAUAUAUGAAAGUAUACUUUAAAUGCUUUAUUUUGAUCAAAAAAAAGACCAAACUACUGUUCUAUGGUUGUAAUCCUCUUGUGUUUAAGCUCGCUGUAGAUUUUGAGCUAGCAUUUGUUUCUCUGUGGAAACGUUGCUUAGCGUAGCCGCUCGCGUGUUCAUGUAUCGGUGGCAAUGAAAAAAAAUUCAGCUAAUGCAUUGCUUUGGUAUCGAGCUUUUUGUCGCUGAUUUGUUGCAUCCAUCAGUCUGUGAGCAGAGCGCUAUAGACAAGUGGGUAAAAAGUGUUUGUCAGAGAGGGGAACUAGUCAUUCAUCACCGCCGCAAGGUGGUUCUUCCUCAGAGGAGAGCUGCUUCAUAAACUCACUGAGAGAUGUCUCAUCAGAGCUGCCUGAUGAUCCUGAUGAAGGGAAAAGCAAAUAGUGAUAAGGUUUAUAUUUCCAGGACUCCAGGCUGAUCCUUUGUCUCACAUGUAGAACACGUCAGGAAGUGCUCAUUUCAGCUGUACUCUUCAGUGAUACUCUGAGUACACUGUGUGGUUCAGGUGAGGGAUCUGCCCAGGAAAUUUCCCAUUAUGUUAGCUUCAUUGUUCUCACAUGAACUACAGACUUCAUGCCAGGACAUUGCAGGUAAAGGUGAUAAUGUUUAACCUGCAGCUCUGUCGGGCGAUUAAGAGCAUAAAUAACUUUUCUUUGUUCCAGCCUGUGGCUGAAUCCUCACACUCCCCUGAAAGGUUCGCACCGUUUCAUCAGGGGAGGAAAAUAAGGUUUGUCAUUACUGACCUUUUAUACUAUUGAAUAUUUAUAUUUUUAUUAUUGACCUUGUCCAGUGAGUGAAGUCUGCAGAACCUUCUGGAAGUUUGUAGAAGACCGCUUUGCAGACAUGAUUGUAGAUCCAGAGAAAUGUCUCCCCAUGUGGACCUCCUGAUAUUGUCUCUGCAUCUAUUGUUUCAACCUUUAGUUUCAUGUCCUGGCUGCAUAGCUGAGCGGCUGGUUCCUCUCUUUGCUGAUUGGCUGUCCUCUCUGUGGUGUGUUGGUGGUCGGUCACUCAUGGUGAAGGUUUGUUUGCAUCUGCUCUCUGCUCUUCUUCAGCAUGUUCAACUAAGUUUGAGGCUUUAGCUAUUUGUGGUGUUGCAGUUAAUGUUUAGCAUGCUGCCAAAAGAUGUAAAAAAAAAGUGAAGAAUCGUUCCACAUCCAGUUAAGAGUGAGCAAAGAGUGAUUCAUGUCACAGUGCCAUGAAAGCACCGUUCAUCCAAGCACAGCCGGAAAAAACACACCAUGAGAACCAUCAUGUUUUUGUUUUUUAGGAGAUUUUUAAGUCUGAAUGAAGAUGCUUAUGGAUGGAGUGGAUAUGAUGUUGAAUAGAAACCUAUUAUAUACGGAAAAGAUUUUAUCUGUGAUUGUUCUGCUGAACAGACUCAAAGACAACACAUUCGUCAUGAACCAGAAACCAACUGCAGAACUCUUUACCUGCUACAGACGAUCUGAUUGGACCUAGCACCUGUCAGUCACGCUGUAGGACUCAGCAAUGCCUACAGGAUCAAAUGGUGCUAAUUCAACGACUCAAGGUGUCUGAAACGAUCAGAUCACCCCAAAAAUGGAAAAUAAUCCUGCAGGUGUCCGAAUAGCAAAGAAAAGUCUGACUUCUCAGCAAACUCUUCAUAAACCUCUCCUGAAUGUUUCUGUUUUCCAGAGACUCUGUUUUCUAGACCUGUGAUCCUCAGUAAGAGUCCAGCAGAUGAGCAGACGCUCAGAGGAUGAUUUUUCAUGACAAAACUACUGAUCAGCACUCUGAGACCUGCUGAAGUUUGCGGGGAUCACGGUUGCUCCCCUCCCUGCAGGCCGAGCCGGUCCAGUUGCUGUCGUGGACAAAAAAUACGAAACUGCGGAGGUAUUGUACAGACGACACAGGAGCUGUAACUUUCCAUUCCGACUUUAUUCCUCUCCACACAACAACUGAACACAUUGGCUGUGUCCCAAUUCAGGGUCUGCACGCUUGAAGUACGCGCACUACGCGUACUACGU